GCUGCUAAAAACACCGAACCCAUUCACCCUUCGAGCCUAGGGAGCCCAGGUGGCACAGUUGGUUUGAUUUCUCCGACUCAUGCAUCUGAAGGGGCGCUAUGCACUGUGAUGGGUCGACAAAUGUCCUGGAUCAGCAUUGGGGCUGACCGCUACCCAGAGACCGUAGAGGCUCUGAUGGAUUUGGGAAAACUGAGAGACAGGCAAAAGAGUAUGGAGGCCCAUGUGGGACAACUGCAGGCAAACAAGGCUGAUCUGAGCCAGCUUCAACAUCUGCAUGAUCUCCUCACUGCCAUAGAAGAGAAGCAGAUUCCCGAUCAUGUGCCAGAACAGCUGAAUCAUCUGAGGACUCUUGUGGACAGCCUUCUAGCAGAUAAAGAGAAGAGCACUGGUCUGUUGAGUGACGUCCAGGAAUCCAUGCUGCAACUCCAGGCCGAGUUUGAAAAACUCCACAACACAUCAAACCGCCUGAUGGAGGAACACAGCAACAAGCAGACCCACAUCGAUCAUCUCUACAAAAUUGUGGAGGAAUUGGGUGUAAAGAAAGCUGACAAGGAGCUGGUGGAGAUUGAGAUUGAAAUCAAAGCAGAUAAACAGGCUCUGGAGAGCAAGGUGAGCUGCAUGCAGUUCGACAGCAUGACUGAGAGGCUCAGUAACAUGCUGCAGGAGCUGGUCAGUAAAAUCAGCGGUCAGGAGCAGGACUGGAACAAGGUCAUUGAGAAGAUCUCCACCGAAAUGGACUCCAAGUUGAACCGCAUUGAGCUGGAUCCUCUGAAGAAACAGCUGGACGAGCGCUGGAGGACCAUCCAUAAGCAGCUGCAGACGCCUCAGAUGCCCGAGCAGGAAGACGCCGCUGGAAUUAGGAAACAAUUAGUGGCCCGCUUUCACUGCAUCUCCUGUGACCGUCCAGUGGAAAUGCUGACGCCAGGACAGCACCUGAUGUCUCUUCCAUCGGCUCCAGGGCUGCCAUCACACAAGUCCAGCCGGCCGUACACUGUCUAUGAGCUGGAGCAGGUGCGACAACACUGCAGGAGCGAGAGGAUUCCGGAAAUGGCGGACUACAGUUACCUGUCCCGCAGCUGUGGAGGCAGCCACACACUCACGUACCCCAGCCGCCGAUACACACGCCUGCAGCACAUCACACACCUGAUCCAGAGCCACGAGGAGAGCCGGCCCAUGUCCACCGGCCCACCAGCACAGGCUGCAGAGGUGAACAUUCUGGGCUUGAAUGGGCAGGUUUACAAGGGUCGAAUGAACAACAGAGGAGUGCGGCUCUCUGAGUCACGACUACCCAACAUCUCUCCUCGAGAAGGUCAGUGGAGGAGCAGAGAGAAAACAUCGAGCCGCGGCCCGUCACAGAGAUCCAGUGCAGCGAGUCCUGCUCGACCUCACAGCGCCAUGACCAAAGCCAGCUGCUCAGCGUCCAGCAGCUCGGUCAGAGAUCGGCCCACGUCCUCCAUGGGCUGCCUUUCCCAGGACGUCCCGCUCCCGCAGAGGGACCUCGGCCAAUCAGAGGACGAGCCGGUGACAUCACUCUAGAGCUCGUCCAAUCACAGCGGCUCUGUGGUGGAAUGAAACGUUUACAGAAGUGCGGGAUGAUUUUUAAAAAACGAUUAUUAAUUAAGAAAGAGGUUUAAGAUUGAACAUGUUCACCACCGCUCAGAUUAAAUAUGUCAGAUAAUAACAGUCAUCAUCAGUGAUUUCACAUCCUUAAACAGACCAUCUGAAAGGAAGAUCUGUCGUGAAUUUACUCACCCUCAGAGGCCGGCACAUUUCAAAGCACUUCACAAGACUUUCGAGCAUCUCGGUACAUCGGGAAUAUCCUAAAUACCGAAGUCUAAUUUGUGAAACUGACAUCAUCAGAGAAGGACUGCGAUUCCAGAGUGGAAGUAGAGGGGCAGAUUUAAUUAAAGAUUAUCAAAACUCAUUUUCAUUCAUGGAUUUACUUGCACCGUUUAAUUGUGCUAACAAAAUAACCACUUUAAGGCUUUCAUUUUAUUUCAGAGCGCCUAGUAUAUAGAAACGAGCAGCAUGGACAUUUCUCAAAACAUCUCCUUUUAUAUUCCACCUAUAAUAAUAAGACCUAUUGGUUUGGGAAGUUAUCCCGAAUCUUCAUCAGAUCAGGCUUACAUCAGAGCAUUUCAGUAUAUAGAAACGAGCAGCAUGGACAUUUCUCAAAACAUCUGCUUUUGUAUUCCACCUAUAAUAAUAAGACCUAUUGGUUUGAGAAGUUAUCCCGAAUCUUCAUCAGAUCAGGCUUACAUCAGAGCAUUUCAGUAUAUGGAAAAGAGCAGCAUGGACAUUUCUCAAAACAUCUCCUUUUAUACUCCACCUAUAAUAAUAAGACCUAUUGGUUUGAGAAGUUAUCACGA
Danio aesculapii is the source of this 2369-nucleotide messenger RNA. Its product is annotated as glutamine-rich protein 2-like. The transcript is spliced from 12 exons. NCBI's taxonomy places the organism in Eukaryota, Metazoa, Chordata, Actinopteri, Cypriniformes, Danionidae. The coding region runs from base 109 to 1536 and encodes 475 amino acids. The record is from RefSeq and is a predicted model, not a curated record.